Messenger RNA from Heteronotia binoei (common prickly gecko), 792 nucleotides. RefSeq names its product ankyrin repeat domain 63 (gene ANKRD63). The record is from RefSeq and is a predicted model, not a curated record. The coding region runs from base 1 to 792 and encodes 263 amino acids. Lineage: Eukaryota; Metazoa; Chordata; Lepidosauria; Squamata; Gekkonidae. The transcript has a single exon. Gene Ontology annotation, molecular function: protein binding.
AUGCUGAAGCCGCGGGACCUGGGACCGGGGGCGGCCACGCGGACCUUCCUGGAGGCGAUGCGGGCGGGCCGGCUGCACCUGGGCCGCUUCGUGCUGGACGCCCUGGACGGGAGCAUCGUAGACUGCCAGGCUGAACGGGGCCGCACACCGCUUAUGUUCGCCGUGGCGCUGCAAGACCCGGCGUGGCGCUUGGCCUUCGCGCGGAUGCUGCUGGAGCGCGGGGCCACUGUCAACCUGCGCGACGACGCCGGGCGCAGCGCCCUCAGCCUGGCCUGCGAGCGCGGCCACCUGGACGCCACCCAGCUGCUGGUGCAGUUUGGCGCCGACCCGGACGCCGUGGACGCGCGAGGCUGGAGCCCGCUCAUGUACGCCGCCUCGGCCGGCCGCACAGCCGUGGUCGAGUGGCUCCUGCGCGCCUUCCGCCGCCUCGGGCAGCUGUGCCUGGAGCGCGCCGACCGCGGCGGCCGCACAGCCCUCCAGCUGGCCGCCAGCGGCGGGCACGGCCAGUGCGUGCGGGCGCUGAGAGCCGCCGGCGCCUUGAUCCUCACCUUGCCGGAGCAGCCGCCAGCCCUCAGCGCCGCCGCCGCCACUCUCUCCUCCGCCCACGUGGCGGGCGGCAGGCGGCGCUCCGAGGACGAGACAGAGGAAGCGAUGCGCCAGCAGCGGCUGUCCCACGACUCGGCGCCAAGCAAGCAGUCCUCGGAAGUGGGCCCGGGGCCCCAGUCCCUCAGAGCUCGCCCGCUGGUCCGCAGGGCCACGGCACCGGACUGCCAGAGCCUCCUGGGCUGCUAG